Molecule: messenger RNA, 1255 nt
Organism: Antechinus flavipes (yellow-footed antechinus)
Lineage: Eukaryota; Metazoa; Chordata; Mammalia; Dasyuromorphia; Dasyuridae
Product: protein FAM170A-like
Exons: 2
Coding region: 141-887 (248 amino acids)
Biological process (GO): fertilization
Source: RefSeq, a predicted model, not a curated record
UGGAAGGUUGAGUGGCUUCAACUGAAGUAAGAUCAUUUCUUGUUCAUUACAUAGAGACUCAGUUCCUCUUGGGUACUGAGACAAGGGAAACUGGGGAUUCAAGGGACAUCCUUUCCCAGGAUUAUGUUCUUUCCUUCACUAUGAAGCGUCAACGUGAGGAGGAGUGGCCUGAUCUUGAGCCUAAUAGCCAAGGCUCACAGAAUUCAGACGGGGUCCUGAGAGCAGAAGAUCUGGUCCAGCCUGGGCCCAGCGGGGAAGGCAGGGCUGAGAGGCAAGAGGAAAGAGAAGCUUCUUCUGGAUCACUUUAUUCUCCACUUUCCUCUUCCUCCUCUUCUUACCAUUCUUGUGUCUCCUCAUUCUCUGACAGUGAAGAUUAUCCAUUCAGUUUCAGCUACUUCCAUGUAGAAACAAUCACAGCUGAGAACAUUGCAUGGGAUCCUGAUACCAAAUUGGAACCAAUUCCAAAGAGGUCUAGAAUGUACAGCAUGGAAGCAUGGCAGGAGAGUACACUAGAUUCUUCUCCACAGAAUGUAUCCUCUUUGGGCUUACUCAUUGGCAAAGAGGCAACUUUGAAAAAAAACAGCAAAGAAAUAAUGGAGGAAAAGGCAGGAACCUCAAGGGACACUGAAAAAAGACCAGAGUCUCAGUUUCCUGACUGGACUAACCCUUCAGAAGAUGCCUACUGCUGUCUGACUUGCUUCAGGAUUUUCUCUACCCAUGGAGCUCUGGAAGCACAUAGACAUGAGGUCAGAGAAGAUUUCGGCUGCAGUAUAUUUCAUCACCCAACACAAGACAGGAGAAUUACCCUGCAGAAUGGAGGCCAGAAUGACGAUCUUAAGAGACUGUACCAGGAAUUUCGACCAGAACAUCAAGAAGAUCAUGCUUAAAGUCAGACUGCAUCAUCAAAGAGAAAAAUAUGGUGAAGAAUACACCUGAUUAUCAGAACACUGGAAGUCUCCCUGUGUUCCUUCCAAAUAAAAUAAAUGAGGGCAUUUGGAGCACCCCAUUUUGUGAGGUGAUGGCUCGUCCAUCAGAGCAUUUCCUUUUAAAUUCCCUGCCAAGAACUAGAUGACACAUAACAACACCAUGACUCAAAAUCCUCCAUCUCUUAACAUCUGCUGCUCUCAAACCGAGAUGAAAAGCUCUAUAAACCAGAAGAACAGAGAAUGUCAGUCCAUGGAAAGACUAAAUGAUAGAAGAGAGAGGAAGCCUUCUUAAAAACUGAUACACUUCCAGCAUCAUGAAGAGAAUCUCC